CAUGAACAGCUUCCUGAUCUUGUGCGUCCUCGCCCUGGCGGCCGCGGCCUCCGCGCGCCCCGAGACCUACACCAACAAGUUCGAUAACGUCGACCUUGAAGAGAUCCUGAGCAACCGGCGGCUGCUCAUCCCCUACCUCAAGUGCGUGCUCGAGCAGGGCAAGUGUACCCCUGAUGGCAAGGAGCUUAAAUCGCACAUUCGGGAAGCCCUAGAGAACAACUGCGAAAAGUGCACCGAAACCCAACGGCGCGGCACCCGUCGCGUGAUCGCCCACCUCAUCAACAACGAGGCCGACUACUGGAACCAGCUCUGCGCCAAGUACGACCCCGAACGCAAGUACGUCAACAAGUACGAGAGUGACCUCAGGUCUGUCAAGGCUUAGACUUGGACCUUUGGAGCGACAUGUGAUACUAUUGUAGAUUAUAGUGCAGUUUACAAAUAAAUUAUUAAAUCGUU
Molecule: messenger RNA, 456 nt
Organism: Cydia fagiglandana
Lineage: Eukaryota; Metazoa; Arthropoda; Insecta; Lepidoptera; Tortricidae
Product: allergen Tha p 1-like
Exons: 2
Coding region: 2-382 (126 amino acids)
Source: RefSeq, a predicted model, not a curated record